AAAAAAAAAAUCUUAUUUGUCUAGAAUUUCCCAUUCAAUUCCAAAGGAAUUUCAUCAACAAUGGCCAUGAUUGUUAGCAGUACGUGUUUCUCACUUUUAAGUUACAAGAAACCGAACCGAAUAAGAGCUGUUGCUUCCGAGGAGUCCGCCGGCGCCGUUGCUCUGAAAACAGAUAAAGAAGACAAAGUGAAGUUAGGGGGAUCGGAGCUCAAGGUGACAAGGCUAGGAAUCGGAGCUUGGUCGUGGGGUGACAACAGUUACUGGAACGACUUUCAAUGGGAUGAUAAGAAAUUGAAGGAUGCUGAGGCUGCUUUUGAUGCCAGUAUGGAUCGUGGUGUAACGUUUUUCGAUACAGCUGAGGUUUAUGGCUCUCCGUUAGCCUUGGGUGCCAUAACUUCUGAAACCCUUCUGGGAAGAUUUAUAAAGGAAAGGGAAAAGGAUAAUCCUGGUGAAGAGGUAGCUGUUGCAACAAAGUUUGCGGCUUUGCCUUGGAGGUUUGGUCGUCAGAGUGUUCUCAGUGCACUCAAGGAUUCUCUUAAUCGGCUUGGCCUUUCAUCAGUUGACCUUUAUCAACUCCAUUGGCCCGGUAUAUGGGGAAAUGAAGGGUACAUUGAUGGUCUCGGUGAUGCUGUUGAGCAGGGCCUAGUGAAGGCUGUUGGUGUCUCAAACUACAAUGAGAGGCGACUUCGUGAUGCCUAUGAAAGGCUUAAGAAGAGAGGCAUUCCUCUAGCUUCAAACCAAGUGAAUUACAGUCUCAUAUACAGGGCACCUGAGCAGAACGGAGUGAAGGCUGCUUGUGACGAACUCGGGAUCACUUUGAUUGCAUAUUCUCCUAUUGCACAAGGUGCCCUUACCGGAAAAUAUACACCAGAAAAUCCACCAUCUGGGCCUAGAGGUCGGAUUUAUACUCCAGAGUUUUUAACUAAGCUCCAACCUCUCCUUAACAGGAUUAAGGAAAUAGGCGGGAACUACGGGAAAACUCAAACACAGGUUGUGCUUAACUGGUUAAUAGCUCAAGAGAAUGUUGUGCCAAUCCCGGGAGCCAAGAGUGCUGCACAAGUUGAGGAAUUUGCAGGUGCACUUGGCUGGAGGCUGAGCGGCAAAGAAGUGGAGGAGCUACGCUCACUGGCAUCGGAGAUAAGUCCUGUUAUUGGUUUUCCUGUUGAGAAGCUGUAAAUUUAUGUUGCUCCACUGUUAAUCAUGGUAUGAAUAAACUCAUGCAGUAUUAAUUGGUUC
Molecule: messenger RNA, 1236 nt
Organism: Hibiscus syriacus
Lineage: Eukaryota; Viridiplantae; Streptophyta; Magnoliopsida; Malvales; Malvaceae
Exons: 10
Coding region: 61-1176 (371 amino acids)
Cellular component (GO): cytoplasm
Source: RefSeq, a predicted model, not a curated record